AUGUACCAUUCGGAAAACGAUCGCUCGCUCUCUACACCGGCUGCCAUCGGAAUCGGCAUCGCUAUUGGCAUCGUCUGCACCGUACUGGUCCUUGUUACAGUACUGUUGCUACACCGCGCAUGGAGACUUCGCCGUUCACCACCAGUAAAGCAGUACAGGCAAGCCAAGUUAUGGAAGGGCUUCGAGCCGGUCACUCCGAGCACCGCGAGAACUACUUUCGUUGGAACCAAGAUGACCAACAUAUACUUGACGGAGCUACCAACACCGGUCACACCUGCCUUCCUUAUGAGCCCACCCUAUGUUGAGAGUCUACGCACGAACUCCAUCACGUCUCUCAGUGAUCGUGCCCAGCAGAUCCCAACUCUGCUCACGACUACGAACAAGAACAACCUGCGCCUUCUACUCGUCGCUGCCUGUAAAUGUACAGGAUCUUGCAACUGGCUCGUUGAGAUCCUGCGCGCUCUCCCAGGCCUCAGCGUCGCCAACUCCUGUCGCGUCGAUGAGAUUGUCCCCACGCUCUUUGCCCUCAGCGCAAGCACCCUGGACUCCCUGCUACAACGCCUCGUCGGCGGGGCGCGCAAGGUGGUCAUUCAAAUGUUUACGCACAUCAACAAGCACAGCGUCAGCAGCAUCACUGCCCUGCUGCAGACUCGCAUGUGUAGGUUAGACAUGAUGAUCUCGCGGAACCUCCCCCGCCACGACCGUCGCCAGCCACACCAGAAGAAAGCACAGCCGGCUCCUCUUGCAAGUCUGGCGGGAGUUCCAGUCGAGCUAUUUGGCAUGAUUGUACGCCAUCUUGCGUGCUGCGACAUUCGCUCUCUCCGACAGACGUGCAACAAGGAGCUCGUGGGCAGAUGCAAAGACAGCUUCUACAACAUUGUCAAUUCGACCGCCGCUUCCCUCCAGCUUGACGCCGACUUUCCUGCGCGCGCAGUGUCACUUGCAAAGUUUGAGCGGUGGAGCGAUCACAUCACCACACUACGCUUCAAGGUCCCGAGAACCGCAUUCUUCUACCAGCUGCAUCAGGGCGCCGCAGCCGAUGGCGAUACCUUCUCAGCAAUGUCGGAUACGAAGGAGUUCAAGUCUGCGCUCGCGCUAUUGACGACCCUUCCUCGAUGCAAAGCUGUUCAGAUCCAGCACGACACCCCAAGCAGCGGCUGGCUCCUAUGCGACUACCAAUCCAGUCGACGGGAGGUCCGUGACAAGACCAUGGCUGUCCAGGGCGACGUGUUGCGCGAGAACCUGGAGCAUGGUCUUGUCGGCUUCAUGCUUUCUUCGCACACGCAAUGGUACGACGAGUACCGCCUAUGCUACUUCGAAGAGCAAGAGAAGGAGGCAGAGGAAGAAGGUCCACGCGCAGAGGCUGAGGAAGAUGGCCGGCCAGCAGAUGUUGAGGAAGAUGGCCAGCCAACAGAUGUUGAGGAAGAAGGCCGACGCACAGAGAUGGGGGAAGAACGCCGCGGCCAUGAAGAGACCGAAGAUGCGUACGCAGGCCAGUCCCGAGACAUGGUUCGUGAUGAGUAUCGCUCACGUGGGCUUCCUCGGCCUAUCCCCAAGAAGAAGGCGGACAUUGUGGCGGCUCUGCAGAAGGACGAUUUGAGGAGGUUGGAGUAG
This is a messenger RNA of Alternaria metachromatica, 1614 nucleotides long. RefSeq lists its product as uncharacterized. Bases 1 to 1614 code for a protein of 537 amino acids. The record is from RefSeq and is a predicted model, not a curated record. The transcript is spliced from 4 exons. NCBI's taxonomy places the organism in Eukaryota, Fungi, Ascomycota, Dothideomycetes, Pleosporales, Pleosporaceae.